AUGGCUCCCAUUCGACAAAGCAACCGAGAACGUCGACUGGCUAGAGAGCAGUGCAGGGAAAAAUUAUCUAGGCAUAUCGCUCAAACACUAGGAAUUACGGUCGAGCCCGCCGAAGUUUGCUUGGUGCCCCGUACUCGUGAUCCGUACGCCUGGAACAUCCUUCCGGAGAAGAAUGAGGUGCUCGCGAAAAUAUUUGCCAAGAACCUAAGCGAACACUCUAUUAGCGCCUACCGAAUGAUCUGCGAAGAGGUCGGUAAUUCCUUUGAGGCGGUAGGUAAGACCAUGUCGUCUUCUUUGACGGCUAUAGAUAUUAUCACUAUGGUUUCGCAGCAUGUAAGCUUCGGUACUAUCAUCGGUCAACUCAAGGAGGAAAACGUUAAUCUUUCUACUGAGCUAAGCAAAUGGAUAAAUAAAACAGAAGAAGAAUCAGCGCAACGACAACUUACAGCUAAUGAGGUAGACCGCUUGCUACGGCGCCAGCAAGAGUACGAAGACGAAGCUCGGCGUCGCACGGAUGUUACUACUCGCUUAUUCCAGGGUAGCCUGAUGAAAUCCAUGGCCCAGCUAGAUCAGAUAAUUCCUACGUUAAUAGAUCUUAAAAGGGAUAUAAGUAUUACUUCAACAGAAAUAAGUUCCGAAUUAAACGGGCAUAUAAUUUAUUAG
This is a messenger RNA of Hypoxylon trugodes, 663 nucleotides long. RefSeq lists its product as uncharacterized. The transcript is spliced from 3 exons. The coding region runs from base 1 to 663 and encodes 220 amino acids. NCBI's taxonomy places the organism in Eukaryota, Fungi, Ascomycota, Sordariomycetes, Xylariales, Hypoxylaceae. The record is from RefSeq and is a predicted model, not a curated record.